CUAUUUAUAAAGUGGAUCAUGUGACUUUCAAAAUGGCGUUGAAGGGGAGUGUGUUUGCGACGAGAGCUCGUGCUGGGUCAUCGAAAUUGGCCACACAGUACGAUGCAGACGGCAAUGAAAUAGAGUUUGAUGUGAGGGAAGAUGAAGAGCAGAAUGUUAAACUGGGACAAACUAUUGACUUGUUGUUGGCUGCUGGAUACUUCAGGGCCAGAAUCAAGGGACUCUCACCAUUCGAUAAAGUGGUAGGAGGAAUGACUUGGUGUAUCACCACCUGUAAUAUAGACAUUGAUGUCGACCUCUUGUUCCAAGAAAAUUCAACCAUUGGACAAAAAAUUGCCUUAACAGAGCGAAUUGUGGCAGUGCUUCCUAAGAUGAAAUGUCCACACAGAAUUGAGCCCCAUCAGAUUCAGGGGUUGGAUUUCAUUCACAUCUACCCCGUAGUUCAGUGGUUGGUGAAGAAAGCUAUUGAGACAAGAGAAGAGAUGGGAGAUUUUAUACGAGCUUUCUCGAUUUCUCAGUUCAGCAAAACUCACAAGACUCCGGAGGAUGUUGUAUUUGAAGAAUUAAAAGAAAAGUCUACAGUCUCUCUGGCUGAUGUUAAGGAUGUUUACAAGCCCCAAAGACGGUACAAAAGACAAAAUGUGGAUCAACUGAAGGAUGAAGAAACUCGUGUUCAUUCCACACUACUGGAAUAUGGAAGGAGAUAUGGUUUGAGCAAGUCUGACACAUCUGAACAGGAUGCUGACAAAAGUGCUAAAAAGAAAGCAGCAGCCAGCAGCUUGGGAGGUCAGAAGGAAAUGACCCCAGAGGAACUACAGGCAGAAGAAGAGAAGAAAAUCCAGAAGCUGAUGUCAGGGAUGUCUGGAUUUCAGGAGGAUAAACUAACAGCGAGUGCGGUUGGAUCUAUAGUGGGCAUGCAGUCUGAGGAGAUCCAACAAAUCGCCUCCCACUACGAAGGAAAAAAAUCUGAGAUAGAGCAGAUAGAAAAAUCAGAGAGGGUUGGCGGAACACAGCAGCAUAAGAGAAUGACUGCUGCCCUGAGUAAACAAAUACAACAACGAACAGAUAACUUACAGCAGGUUCAAGCCAAGCAUGAUGAACUCCAUAAAGUCUACCUCGAAACUCAAGAAAAACUCAAACAGGUGAGAAAUCGAAGUGAGAGAAUUGAUGAGGAGAUGGUGAAACUGACCGAGAUUGAGACAGAGGACAAUCAAGGAGUUUUACAGACUCUGCGGUCCUUGGUGGCUAUGAAUGAAAACUUGAAGAAGCAGGAGCAGGACUUUAAGGCUCACUGUAAGGAAGAGAUGUCACGUCUGAAGGCGCAGAUAGAGGAACUAAAGGCAGGAACGGAGGAGGAAGACUCGGAAGACAAGACCCGAGCCAGUUUGAUUGACAAGCAGUAUGAGGCAGACAGAGAGAAACUCCACAAGAUAAGACUGCUCCUGGCUAGGAAGACUCGGGAGAUCGCAGUCCUCCAAAGAAAGAUUGAUGAAGUGCCAUCUAGAGCGGAAUUAAGUCAGUACCAGCGACGCUUUAUUGAGCUCUACGAUCAAGUGGCUGCCACUCACAAAGAAACCAAACAGUUCUAUACGCUGUACAAUACGCUGGACGACACCAAGCUGUAUCUGAACAAAGAGAUCAGCCUCCUUAACUCAAUCCAUGACAACUUCAGGCAAGCCAUGGCCAGCCCAGCCUCCAGGGACCAGUUCCUGAAACAGUUUGAGAACAUAGUGGAGGGAAUCAAACAGAACAAGGCAAAGCUUGAAAAGCGUAAACAGGAAGAGAAGAUGAAGAGAGACCAGUUGAAUGAUCAGUAUUUAGACUUGGUGGAAAAACAGCGACUAUACUUCAAAACAGUGAAGGACUUUAAGGAGGAAUGUCGAAAGAAUGAAAUGCUGCUGAGUAAAUUAAGGAAGUGAUAAUGAGAUUAGAAGAAUACUCACAGGAUCAAAAUGAACUGUUAAAUGUGUUGGUCAGCUUAAAACAAUUAAGAUUGAAUUCCAGCUAUAGACUGUAUAAAACUUGAUAUUGACUGAUUAUUACAAUAUUUAUUCUUGGUGAUAUAAAUGCUUAAUGUGCAAUUUUAUAGAACUUCAGUAAAAGGUACUGAAACACUACAAAA
This is a messenger RNA of Saccostrea cuccullata (small rock oyster), 2122 nucleotides long. Its product is annotated as coiled-coil domain-containing protein 93-like. The coding region runs from base 33 to 1919 and encodes 628 amino acids. Gene Ontology annotation, biological process: Golgi to plasma membrane transport. Lineage: Eukaryota; Metazoa; Mollusca; Bivalvia; Ostreida; Ostreidae. The record is from RefSeq and is a predicted model, not a curated record. The transcript is spliced from 21 exons.